AUGAACCAGCUCGCAAAGUGUGACAGGAGUAUGCUUUACAGCUUCAAUCUGUACGACGAUGUCGACGAUAAAAACUCCCAUCACCGUAUCUUCGCAUGCACAACAUAUGGAAAUGAUUGGAGUGAUGACUUGCGGGCUCAUGCACCACCCUCACGCCCUGUGACCGAGCACAAGGUCAACUAUGACAUUGGCUGGUCGUCCUAUUCUGAGGGCACUGAGUCCGAGUACCGCUCUCUUAUCAAACAAAUGCGUGAUUACAUUGCCCAUGGUCACGUUUCCCGCAGCAAGACCGCCAUGCUGUAUGCUCAGAUUGGUGGUACUACAGCCGGUAUCUAUAUCGGUAAUAGCCUACAGAGCAAGGACAUCAGCGAAGUGGCUCUGGGAUCUCUUAUCGACGAUUCCCAUGAUUUCGAUGGACGUCGAGAAAGCUUGGCCAUGCAGCUCUGUGGGCCACACUUUGACUCUCAACACGUCUUUGGAUUCAUGGCUCUGAGCAAUGGCACCUUCAGAAACAUCCAGUCUGCCUUCGAAUCCUGGUCCAAUGCCGAGUGCCUUGACUUCGAACACAGCACGAAUUUCACAGCUAGCACCCACUUUACAUCCCCUAUGUUGUCCUCCAUCAAGCCCGGAAACACGACCGCAAGCAUCCAAGCCUCCGGUUCACCUCUAUCCACUGAGUCUUUGACGUCGCAGAUGGGGAACCACCUAUCUUCUCGGGGGGAUGCCGGAUGA
Messenger RNA from Penicillium bovifimosum, 732 nucleotides. RefSeq lists its product as uncharacterized. Bases 1 to 732 code for a protein of 243 amino acids. The transcript has a single exon. The record is from RefSeq and is a predicted model, not a curated record. Lineage: Eukaryota; Fungi; Ascomycota; Eurotiomycetes; Eurotiales; Aspergillaceae.